Ctenopharyngodon idella (grass carp) is the source of this 7536-nucleotide messenger RNA. RefSeq names its product G protein-coupled receptor kinase 3 (gene grk3). Bases 2004 to 4070 code for a protein of 688 amino acids. The transcript has 21 exons. Gene Ontology annotation, biological process: regulation of signal transduction; G protein-coupled receptor signaling pathway; protein phosphorylation. Gene Ontology annotation, molecular function: G protein-coupled receptor binding; ATP binding; G protein-coupled receptor kinase activity. The record is from RefSeq and is a predicted model, not a curated record. NCBI's taxonomy places the organism in Eukaryota, Metazoa, Chordata, Actinopteri, Cypriniformes, Xenocyprididae.
CUUCACGACGCGCCGUGGGGCUCAGCUCACACACAAGCACUAAAACAAGAAAAUAGUCGUCUAUUCCCAUCUGGAUUAACCACUGGGAAACCUCAAGAAGCACUCUUUCCCGGAGGGUCUGAGUGGAAUCGGACUGGAGUAUUUUAUGUGGACGAAUAUUGUGUUUUUGUUGAGCGAUGUCGGAAGAGAUGAAGACUUGGAUCUGCGACCCAAACACGGAUGGAAAAGAAAAGAGUGAUUUCUUUCGUCAGUAACACUGAAAAUUUAAAAUCAGCUCUCUUUUUGGAUGAAAGUACAUUUAAAACCACAGAACGAGGCGUAUUGGGGUUAAAAGUCACGUCGUGUUGAUGUUGUUUUUUCUCUCGAAACUCGUAGUUUCGUCCAUAUAAGCUUGAGUUUGAGACGCACAGCCAUGCAUAUGAAGUUCCGCAAGAUCUAGCGCAGAGAUUUCAGGGUGAACUUCUUAUUUUUUUGUUUUUAUUUACGAAAAAUAAAACAGUAGCUGUGUUUUCUAUAUAUAUUCCUGCCUUGCCGUUUCAUCGGACCACGUUUUGCGACACCAUCGCGACUUUUUUUUUUUUUUUUUUUUUAGAAAAAGGAAACUCGGAUUGCUUUCGUUCACAUUUGCUUAUUUCCUUUUCUAGCGCCCCCCCUCUCAUCUGUAGGUUACAGUAGAGCAACAUCUCAGCCGUUUUUGCUCAGAGCACACCUCUCAUUAUAUAAAUAAAUCGACGAGCAAGCAAAUCCAGUUAAGGAGGAAAAACGGUCUGCAUUGCACUGCACAAGGCAAUGGACUUGCCACAUCAAAACCCAAGUAGUUUAAUUUCAGCUCUUUAAUUGGCUUGUGAGAUCAAGCUUUGGAUCAGCAAGAGGAGUGACAGGCAAAAAUGGGGAUUAGUUUGUGAUAUUACCUGGAUAUUUACAUAUAUGCAUAUGCUGUUUAGACCUUGAAUGUUUUGUUUUGUUUCGCAUUUGUGGAUAUUCAGGAAACAAUCCAGCCCGUGUCGCACCAAUAGCCAUUAUUUAUGUUUCUCCAACCAUUGGGCUUCAGAUUUCCACCAUCUUUCCGCCUUUUAAGAAGAGGAGGAUACAUAUUACCCUUAUUGUUAUUAUUAUUAUGUGCGGUCCGUUUGUAUGCUGUCAGCUGGUAAAUGUGAUUAAACAGGGAAAUAUUGGCGCAUAAUAGUCGUCCAUUUUCAAGCCUUAUUGUGUUUUUGCAGCGAGCUGGCUUGCUUUAUUUUAAUACCCUAAGGAUAUCGUCUUGUCCGAUCGUUAACGACUUAUUUUCUAUAUCUUGUUGGUUUUAACGGGAUUGCACGGUCGUUUUGAUAAGAGGAUCAUCUUGGGGAUUGAUUUCAUUUGACACUGACGGCCCAGCUUGCAUGUAUUUGUAGUUAACCCACUACCGCCGUGAUCUCCGGACAUUUGAAUGGACGGUGGCUCAAAUUAACUUGUAUGUCAUUUUUUUUGACGGUCGUUAUACCGGCAGGUGGGUUGUUAGCGUUAAACUCAUCCAGAGGAUGAGUGCUGGAUGGGGGCAUCUGCAGGCUAGAAUCGCUUAAUCGAUAUCAUCGUUAUCACCAUCUAGAAUUAUUACUGGAGAUGAUGCCAUGCACAUAUAUUCUUCCUAUCUGAAACAAGAAGCCAUUUCUGCAAUUCCAGUGGACCUGAGGGUGACGUUGCUUCAUAGAUAAGCACCCUAUAGAUUUUCCAUUUAGAGUGGAUUUUUGUUCUUCCUUCUGUUUUUUUUUCCUGUAUUUUCAGCCACGAUGGUUGUUUUCUGAGAGCCUUUUAGGGGGCGAAACAAGAUAAAACAACUGAGGCUGGAAUAGAUGUUCGCGCCUCUCUCGUACAUCAUCUUCACAUUCACCACCACAGCUCCCGCGCUCGUCUCGUGCUGAUUCCGCCCGCGCGCGAGCGCGCAACAUCAUCGUUCCCUCACGUCCCCCUCACGGCUGGUUCUGGUACCGUUAGCGACUCGGUUCGACCCAGAGGGCUCGAAGAUGGCGGACCUCGAAGCGGUUCUCGCCGAUGUCAGCUACCUGAUGGCGAUGGAGAAGAGCAAAUCUACUCCAGCGGCCCGGGCGAGCAAGAAAAUCAUCCUUCCCGAACCCAGUAUUCGGAGUGUCAUGCAGAAGUACCUGGAGGAAAGGGACGAACUGGCCUUUGACAAAAUCUUCAACCAGAAGAUUGGUUUCCUCUUGUUCAAGGAUUUCUGCAUGAACGAGAUCGACGAGGCCGUUCCUCAGCUGAAGUUUUAUGAGGAGAUUAAAGAGUACGAGAAGUUGGAUUCAGAAGAGGAGAGGCUAACUCGCAGUCGACAGAUUUACGACAUCUACAUAAUGAAGGAGCUUCUGUCGUGUUCACAUCCCUUCUCUAAGAAGGCAGUAGACCAUGUCCAGACUCACCUAGCAAAGAAACAAGUUCCUCCAAAUCUCUUUCAGCCAUACAUAGUUGAAAUCUGUGACAGUCUUCGAGGAACUAUCUUUCAGAAGUUCAUUGAAAGCGACAAGUUCACGCGUUUCUGCCAGUGGAAGAAUGUAGAGCUCAACAUCCAUUUGACAAUGAAUGACUUCAGCGUGCAUCGGAUCAUUGGUAGAGGGGGUUUUGGAGAGGUGUACGGAUGCAGAAAGGCUGACACAGGGAAAAUGUAUGCCAUGAAGUGUUUAGAUAAAAAGCGGAUCAAAAUGAAGCAGGGAGAAACGCUGGCGCUCAAUGAGAGAAUCAUGCUGUCGUUGGUCAGCACCGGGGAUUGUCCUUUCAUAGUGUGUAUGACAUAUGCCUUCCACACCCCUGAUAAACUGUGUUUCAUCCUGGACUUGAUGAAUGGCGGAGACCUUCACUAUCACCUGUCUCAGCACGGGGUCUUCAGUGAGAAGGAUAUGCGUUUUUAUGCAGCUGAGAUCAUACUGGGCCUCGAACACAUGCACAAUCGUUUUGUCGUCUACAGAGACCUCAAGCCUGCGAAUAUCCUCUUAGAUGAACAUGGACACGUUCGUAUCUCUGACCUGGGCCUGGCCUGCGAUUUCUCUAAGAAGAAACCUCAUGCCAGCGUAGGUACCCAUGGCUACAUGGCACCUGAGGUUCUGCAGAAAGGAACAGCGUACGACAGCAGCGCCGACUGGUUUUCUCUGGGCUGCAUGCUGUUCAAACUCUUGCGAGGGCACAGUCCAUUCAGGCAGCACAAGACCAAAGACAAACAUGAGAUUGACCGCAUGACCCUUACCAUGAAUGUGGAGUUGCCUGACUCCUUCUCACCUGAGCUUAAGUCCCUCUUGGAAGGACUUUUACAGCGAGAUGUCGCCAAAAGAUUGGGGUGUCUGGGACGGGGGGCGUCAGAGGUAAAGGAGCAUGUGUUCUUCAAGGGAAUCGAUUGGCAGCAGGUCUAUCUCCAGAAGUACCCCCCACCCCUCAUUCCCCCCAGAGGAGAGGUCAACGCUGCAGACGCCUUUGAUAUCGGCUCCUUCGACGAGGAAGACACCAAGGGAAUUAAGCUGCUUGACAGUGAUCAGGAGCUCUAUAAGAAUUUUCCACUGGUGAUCUCCGAGCGCUGGCAGCAGGAGGUAGCCGAGACGGUGUAUGAUGCUGUCAACAGCGACACAGAUAAAAAUGAGGCACGCAAGCGGGCUAAAAACAAGCAGCAGGGGCAUGAAGAGGACUAUGCGCUGGGGAAGGACUGUAUCAUGCAUGGCUACAUGCUGAAGCUAGGAAACCCCUUCCUGACACAAUGGCAGCGGCGGUAUUUCUACCUAUUUCCUAACCGCGUUGAGUGGAGAGGUGAAGGAGAGUCUCGGCAAAACCUGCUGACCAUGGAGCAGAUCGUGACUGUGGAGGAGACGCAGAUCAAGGACAAAAAGUGCAUCCUGCUGAGGAUCAAAGGAGGGAAACAGUUUGUCCUGCAGUGCGAGAGUGACCCAGAGUUCGUACAGUGGAAGAAAGAACUCACCGAAGCAUUCACCGAGGCCCAGAAGCUGCUGCGUCGUGCCCCCAAAGUCAUCGGCAAGGGGCGAUCUAACGUGGUGGAACUGUCCAAACCUCCGCUCACUCACCGCAACAGCAACGGCCUGUGAGCCGCCCACCUCCCGCCACCCUUCUCCUCUCCAUCCUUUUCAUCAACACACACAUGCACACGCUCUCACACUCUCUCUCCCAGCAAAACGCUUGUCCAGCACCAUCAGGCUUCCCAACCGGCACAGUGAGCCGCCACAUGGUCCAUCUCGGAAGGUCCUGCUGGACUGUGCCCUGCUGUUCCUCAACUGUCCGUCAAUCAAAUGCACACACAUACACAGUUCCUUGGGGUUGGCGUCACUCCAGGAUAAUGCUAAAGAACAAUCAGUGAUAAAUCUGGGAUCUUGUUUUGACCAGUGGUGCAGGCUGGGAUAUACUGCGCCUCUGUUGUGAGCACGUCACUCUUGUUUCUUCUGUGAUUCCCACAUUCUCCUUGCACACGCUGGCAUGCUCGUAUAUAGGCAAAGAAAAAGGCCUCUGCUGUAAGGGUCCUAAAAACCCAACCAAUGCCCACUUGGAGCAUCUUUCCCAAGUGGCAGUGUGCUAGAGCCGGACAGUAUCAGUACCUCUGCUGCGGGAGCCAGUGGAUUCCUUUCGCCAAGGGAAACUAGAGCCAUGCGGCCUGAGAGAGCUAAUCAGAUGGAAACAAUCUCAUUAGACGAUGGCUUGAACGAUAUCACUCCCAUUGUCUUUUCAUGUCCUUUUGUGGAAACGCCAAGGCCACCUCACUGACUGUGCCAUUCUUGAAGCGUAUGCUUUGCACCACUUUGUCAACAUUGUGGGCGCAUGGCAUGCAUGCAGUUUCAUACUAAAUGGACUCGGAUUUGUGGACUGUUGUGGCACCCGACCCCUGUCCUGUACUUGUAAAGUACAAAAGUCUUCGACACUUCCUUAACACUCUCUGUCGGAUUGAGCAAGUGUAACCGCAUGAGUUGCGAGUGUUGUGCACAUCCAAGUUGUGCUCUCAGAGGACAACGUACCGUGUAAAAAAUUAGGGAGCAUUUUUCUUUCUUUGUUUUUUUUUUUUUUUUUUUUUUUUUUUUUGGUGCUCAGCCCUUGUAAACACCAAAUUCGCUUGGGUUGCUGCGCGCCCAUUCACAUGCAUUUAAAUGCGUGUACUUGUGUGUGUACACGAAGUAGGUGUUGUUGCUUUAAAGGAAAUGCCCCCAUGUUGUCACCUGGAAGAAUUCUUUUCUUUCACCUUGAAUGUAUUUUUUGUUUCUCUCUUCGUCCUUUUUUUUUUUUUGUUUGUUUUCUCAAGGGUGGAGUGAUUUACGCUGCUUGACACAAUGGGAAGGAAUGUGGCGGGAUGUUUACGAGGACACACCCCCUUCUUGAACCCAACCCCUCCCCCUUGAACCCGCAGAAGUGCAAAAAGUGCCAAUGAAAUAAAUGUUGACUUGAGACACCGGAGAGUUCCUCGAGUCCAGGCCGCGUCUCCGAGAACAGUGUUGGAACCUGAACGCACAGGAAAUAACUGAACUGCAGACUUCCAGUCGCUUGAACAGCCAGUGGACGGUUGAUGAUGCAUGAUGUCUCGGUUAGAGGGACCACUUAGAAAAGAAAGCAGCAGCAGCAGCAUCCCUGGAGUCUUUUAUCCGACUGUAUAUACGAAUCCUUUCUCUGUGCAUCUACAGUAUAAUCUUCUUGACAAUGUUUGCAUAUAUGGCGAAUCUCUGUCUCUGCCUGUCUGUGUUUGUCCCUAUGUCUCAGCUUGGGGGCGGGCGGGGUGGGCGGGGUUCACAUCUGUCAAUCAGUGGCACGUGCAAACCUCAGGCUGAGAGAACUGUGCGUUCGCGCCUCUUUUAGGACCAUCGUUGUGAAAGAGCAGAGAGUUGAAUGACUUAUCUCAUAAUGAGGUGCGAGGAGGUCUUCUGUCUGUCUCUGUGUUUAGUUAUGCCGACGCGGCAUCACCAUUAUCCAUUCACGGGCAGACACACUGUUAUUCAGAACGAAGGUAGGACGCUCGCACUCGCAGGUGUUCGGAAAGGUGGGCUGCUUGGAUCGUGAAAGGAGAGAACUUAAAACCAUUUGUUGUAAGGCUUGAUUUGAGUAUAGUUUAAAUUUUUAUAUUGUUUUGAAUGUGACGCAAAUGCAGAUUUCUAUAGAUUACAUAUUUUUUUGAGCAUGUUAUGUGCAUUUAUUUUUUGGUUUGAAUGGAAAAACGAGCACAGCUUAACAGGCAUGAGAUGAUUUUAAAGAAGUGUUUUCUUCAUGUAUAUUCAGGUUCUUUUUUUUUUCCAUGCAGUAAUUUUCUUUUUCUACGACUCCUGUCUGUGCAUUUCGAGUGAUUUGCAUGUGACGCUCUGCAAAAAUUGCAGGGCUUUGGGAGUCGACCAGUUUUUGUAGCCUUUAAGUGUCGGGGAGGUGCCAUCCUGAGGAUGUUUUAGUGCCCUUCAAGGCUUUUAUUUUGAAACCAAAAUGGCUUGUUUUGAAAUAUUAUCACUGCACUUUUCCAUCAUGCUUCACAAGCUGAUGAAAAAACAUGUGCCAAACGACUGUAGGAGAAUGUCCUUGAACCAAUGAAAAGCUCGUGCGACGCUCGCUGCCUAUUUUCCAGACUAAAAUUGGUACGUUUUGACAGGCAAGUGUCGACGAGUUUGAGAAAGGGUACAAAAUGUGACCAAAUUCAGGUGACGUGGAACAAGUGGGCCGCGAACGAUCCUAUGUCAUUGACGAUACGCCUCAAAGCUACUGACCGGCGACGGCCGGUGCCGUGUUUUGAAACUGCUAGCCCGUUUCUCGAGAAGGGUGGCACCUCCGCCAGUCCUAAAUAUCCAUGUUUUAUUCAGGGGUUUUAUAUUUUAUUUUAAUGGUAGCUUUUCAUUCACUUCGUCAGUGUUUGCUUCAUUCAAGUGCUUGUGUGUCUGUUCCGUAGCGGUGAAUUUGUCUGUGGGCGAACGCAGGUUUCGAAAUGGAAGAGGACGAUAAAUAGGAAUAAAAAAAAGAAAAAAGAAAAACAAACUAACAAAAAUCUAAGUAUAUAUGUGUAUAUGAAAUGAAAACAAAUGAGCUUAGGUUUAUUUAAAAGAUUUUACGACGUAGACACAAAAAUUGACUUGGGAAGGGAUCGGGUUUGAUGUGAGUUCAACUAUUUGUGGUGAAGAAUCAGCUCAGAUCUUGCACAUAAAAGUUUAGAUAUUGUACCUACGAGUUACAGAUUAUUAUUUUUGUUCGUUUAAUACAGGACUCUCUUGCUCUCUUUCAUAUUUAUUGUCUGGUCGGGGAGCUAGUCCCUCUGUGCGUGGGUUUACCUAGGGCACGGAGCUGUCGAGUAUCCGGGUUUACAGUCAACCGAAACUCUUUUUCAUGUGCCACAAACAAACGCAAAUACUACUGUCUGGGGUUAUUACCAUUAAGGUUAUGAUGAUGAUGAUUAUAAUAAUUAUUGAUAAUAUUAUUCAAUGAAUGAUAAUUGUUAUUAAAAUUAUUUUUUGUUUUUUUGUUUUGUUUUUCAGAACAGCUAGGAACAUGUGUGUUGGACUGCUUAUAAAAACAGUUCAGAAAUAAAAGCCCCCUUUUCGUGUU